GUUGUAGAGGAAAAAGUUGUGCUUGACAACGCAUUGUGCACGUACAUGUAUACCUAUUACUCUGAGAACAAUUAGAUCUACAGUAUAUAUGCACAAAUAAUUGAUGCCUAGUUACAUGCUAUUAAAGGUGCAUGUUUAGACCUUGAAGGUUAGGAGUCUGGACACACCACCCACACACUGAGCCCACAUGUCCAUAUAUAUGUGUGGGAGUGUUAGGGUGUGUGAAAGAUAGUCAGCUAGGGGGAAUUUAAAAGUAGUAAUGUAGUGUCAGUAUUAUACAAUGACAUAUAAUUAGUAGACACUGCACAAACAUAUACACAACAAGGAUCAAAUGAAUGUGAUUAUUGUAUAAAAAGCAUUGAUAUGACCAGCAAAAUAUUUUAAAAGAAAGAAAUGGCUACAGGAGGAGAAGAGAGACUUGACCCAAUUUGGGUCGAAGCGCCUCCAAAUGAGUUGGUGUGUGCAAUCUGUAAAGAUGUGGCUACUGAACCUCAACAGCACGGGGGGCCACAAGGGUGUGGCAAAGUGUUCUGCACAACCUGCAUCACUCAAAGUCAACACACAAGACUAGGCAACACUUGUCCUUGCUGCAGGCAAACAUUAACAUUAUUUCAAGAUACAAAAAGUGCUCAACAAAUCAAUGCCCUUCAAGUGAGGUGCAAUAACCUUGACAAUGGUUGUGAGUGGACGGGGGAGCUUGGAAAUCUGGCAACACACUUUCGGUUAUGUGACUAUCGCCUAGUAUCUUGCCCCAAUGAGUGCGAUGACAAUGGCCAGAUUACUAAAUUAACCAAAAAAAAUCUUAAUGAUCAUCUCACCAACGACUGCCUAAGACGCCAGUAUCUGUGCCCACAUCACCAGGAUAGGGGGGAGUAUCAGGUGAUUGUUAAAAAGGUACAUAAGUGCCGAAACAAAUCAUGUAAGCAUAAAGGCCCUUGUAGUGAACUACAAUCCCAUUUGGAUGAAUGUGACUACGAGCCAGUACCCUGCAAAUAUGCAAAAUAUGGAUGCGAAAAAACACCUCAGCGAAAAGACCUAAAAAGACACGAGGAAACUGACAAACACGACGUAUCGAUACACGUGGUUGAGCAGCUAAAAGCAGAUUUAGAAAAUAAGAUACAAGCUCUAGAGGAUAGCUUACCCUCUCUGUGUGUGCAUGGGAUAGAGGCUGCAUGCACUGACGAGCAAGGAGCAGUAAUAACUGCUAUAGACUCUAAAGUAGCAGAGUUGAGAUUAGAAUUAGAGAGACACAUUACAGAAAUACGAACCGAACAACUACCCUCUCCACCCACCACAACAGCCCCCCAACCUGCUGCUACCCCUGCAUACGCUCCUCUCACAUGCAAAAUGACUGAGUACAGAACAUUUCAAGCUAAUGAACAGUUCGCUACCUUCCUUUUUUACACGUAUCGAAAAGGAUACAAGGUGUCUAUCAAUAUUGAUGCCAGUGGCUAUGGUGCUGGUGAGGGCACUCAUGUUUCAGUGUAUGCUCAUCUCAUGAAGGGAGACAAUGAUGAUUCCCUGUCCUGGCCGUUCACUGGAACAGUCACAGUCGAGCUACUCAACCAACUGGAGGACAAGAAACAUCAUAGCAAGAAAUUCAGAUUCUAUUGCAAUGCUGCAGCUGACGAAGAACACAUUGAAAUGGGUGGCAUAGAACAGUUCUUACCUCACUCUAAAGUACAGCAGCUCAGUAGCAGGUGGCGAAGAUGCCAGUAUCUUCAAGACGACAGUCUGAUCUUUCGGAUUUCAGUGGAUGUGGACAAUUAUAAGCCGUGGCUAGAGUGAACAGAAACAAACUAAACCAUAUAGUUUAGCGUUUAGUUUUAAUUGUGUGCUUACUAUAUAUAUUAAAAUGCUAGUGUUGUGUGCAUAUAUAUACUUUGUGAAUAGAAUGCUAUAAUUAUAACAUAAUUU
Molecule: messenger RNA, 1917 nt
Organism: Halichondria panicea
Lineage: Eukaryota; Metazoa; Porifera; Demospongiae; Suberitida; Halichondriidae
Product: TNF receptor-associated factor 5-like
Exons: 2
Coding region: 394-1788 (464 amino acids)
Molecular function (GO): zinc ion binding; protein binding
Source: RefSeq, a predicted model, not a curated record